Molecule: messenger RNA, 3156 nt
Organism: Solea senegalensis (Senegalese sole)
Lineage: Eukaryota; Metazoa; Chordata; Actinopteri; Pleuronectiformes; Soleidae
Product: ATP-dependent 6-phosphofructokinase, platelet type-like
Exons: 22
Coding region: 137-2518 (793 amino acids)
Biological process (GO): fructose 6-phosphate metabolic process; canonical glycolysis; fructose 1,6-bisphosphate metabolic process
Cellular component (GO): cytoplasm; 6-phosphofructokinase complex; membrane
Molecular function (GO): ATP binding; fructose-6-phosphate binding; AMP binding
Source: RefSeq, a predicted model, not a curated record
UCUGACUCCAGUACAUCACCGCUCGUCUUCUCAGGGUUUUUUUCUUCCCGCUCCAUCUCUCACUCCCUCUCUCUCUCUCUUCUCUUUACUCUGUCCGUUAAUUUCAGUCUUUACUUUUCUACCUCACCUCACAAACAUGGCGGUCGCACCGAAGCGGCAGGACACGCGGAAAUUCUUCGAGAAUUUGUCCGGGGAAGGUAAAUCCAUCGCGGUGCUGACCAGCGGAGGAGAUGCCCAAGGUAUGAACGGAGCUGUGAGGGCCGUCGUCAGAAUGGGAAUCUACGUCGGAGCAAAGGUUUACUUCAUCCACGAGGGUUACCAGGGGAUGGUGGACGGCGGAGACAAUAUCCAAGAGGCGACGUGGGAAAGUGUCUCCAGCAUGCUGCAAGUGGGUGGUACGGUCAUCGGCAGUGCCCGCUGCAAAGACUUCCGCACCCGCGAGGGCCGCCUGAAGGCCGCGCACAACCUCGUGAAGCUCAACAUCACCAACAUGUGUGUGAUCGGUGGAGACGGCAGCUUGACCGGAGCCAACCUGUUCCGAGAGGAGUGGAGCAGCCUUCUGGACGAGCUGCUCCAGCAAGGUCUGAUCGACAACGAGGCGGUCGUGAGUAACUCGGUGCUGCACAUCGUCGGCAUGGUAGGCUCCAUCGACAACGACUUCUGCGGCACGGACAUGACCAUCGGCACCGACUCCGCCCUGCAUCGGAUCAUUGAGGUGGUGGACGCCAUCAUGACCACUGCUCAGAGCCACCAGAGGACGUUUGUCCUGGAGGUCAUGGGCAGACACUGCGGAUACCUGGCCCUGGUCAGUGCCCUGGCCUGUGGAGCUGAUUGGGUUUUUAUCCCUGAAAUGCCUCCUGAGGACGGCUGGGAGGACAACAUGUGUCACAAACUGUCUGAGAACCGAGCUGAAAGGAAAAGGCUGAACAUUAUUAUUGUAGCCGAAGGUGCCAUAGAUUCCCACAACAAGGCUAUAACUCCCGAUUAUAUCAAGGAUCUAGUGGUCAGUCGCUUGGGUUUUGACACUAGGGUCACCAUCCUGGGCCAUGUGCAGAGAGGUGGGACCCCCUCGGCCUUUGACCGGAUCCUGGCGAGCCGUAUGGGCGUGGAGGCAGUGCUGGCGUUACUGGAGGCGUCCGCCACCACCCCGGCCUGCGUCGUGUCUCUGGUCGGAAACCAGGCCGUUCGACUACCACUUAUGGAGUGUGUUCAGAUGACCCAGGAAGUCCAGAAGGCCAUGGAUGAGAAGAAGUUUGAUGAGGCGGUCAGACUGCGUGGGAGGAGCUUUGAGCACAACCUUGCCACAUACAGACUCCUCUCCUACCACAAAGCUGACGGGGAACUUCCACACCAGAACGCGUUCAACGUAGCGGUGCUGAAUGUCGGGGCACCGGCGGCAGGAAUGAACGGUGCCGUGCGCUCUGCCGUCAGAGUGGGCAUCGCAGAGGGCCACAGGGUGUUUGCGGUCAGUGACGGCUUCGAGGGAUUCUACAAAGGACAGAUCAAGGAGAUCAAAUGGGGAGAUGUGGGUGGAUGGACUGGUCAGGGAGGGUCACUGCUCGGGACAAAAAGAACUCUUCCAGGAAAACAUCUGGACAAAAUUGCAGAGCAGAUGAGGAUCCACAACAUCAACGCUCUGCUCGUCAUCGGGGGUUUUGAGGCCUUUGAGUCGCUGCUGCAGCUGUACGAGGCCCGUGACCACCACGAGGAGUUCUGCGUCCCCAUGUGCAUGUUACCCGCCACCAUUAGUAACAAUGUUCCCGGCACCGACCUCAGCAUCGGCGCCGACACAUCCAUCAACGCCAUCGUGGAGACGUGCGAUCGCAUCAAACAGUCGGCGAGCGGCACCAAGAGGCGUGUCUUCAUCAUCGAGACCAUGGGCGGCUACUGUGGCUACCUGGCCACGGUGGGCGGUCUGGCGGCGGGCGCCGACACCGUCUAUAUCUACGAGGAGCCAUUUGACAUCCGCGACCUGCAGGCCAACGUGGAGCAUCUGACGCAGAAGAUGAAGACGAGCGUCCAGAGAGGACUAGUGCUCAGGAACGAGAACUGUAACGACAACUUCACGGCGGACUUCAUCUACCAGCUUUACUCGGAGGAAGGUCGCGGCGUGUUCGACUGCAGGAAGAACAUCCUGGGUCACAUGCAGCAGGGGGGCGCUCCAUCUCCGUUUGACAGAAACUUCGGCACCAAAAUCGCAGCCAAAGCUAUGCAGUGGAUCACUCGGACGCUCAAAGAUUCGUACAAAGGAGGGCGAGUGUUUGCGAACUCGGACGACACCGCCUGCCUGUUGGGGAUGCGCCGUAGAGCGAUGGUCUUUCAGCCUGUGUCGCAGCUUCGAGACGAGACGGAUUUUGUCCACAGGAUUCCGAAGGAGCAGUGGUGGCUGAAGCUCCGCCCCCUGAUGAAAAUCCUAGCCAAGUACAAGACGAGCUACGACGUGUCCGACUCCGGGCAGCUGGAACACGUGACCCGGAUCCGGCCCAAAGACAGCCACACCACGUCUCAUCACAUCUGAACCGCGGAGGCGGAGCCAACGCCGCGACUGUGACGGCGACCACACACCGCAGUAGAUUUAUGAAAGUAAAUUAAAUAUAUAUGUAUACAUAUAUAGGUAGAUAGAUAGUAUUAUUAAAGGUAUAUUAUAUGUUGAAGUCACCGCACUUUUCAGGACAGAUCUACAAUAUAUCUAUUAUUUUAGAUAUACACAUUCAAUUUAAAGGGUAAUUUCAACAAGUUAGAGAUUGAUUGGAAAUUUAGGAAAUAGAGUUAAUAUAUAUAUAUAUAUAUACAUAUAUAUACAUAUAUAUUCAUGAGGAUAUAAUGUACUCUAAAAGUAUUUAAAAUUUUGGUUUUAAUAAUGUAGCUCUAUUUAUUUGUUUUUUUUCUCCUGCACUUUAAUCGUAAAUUAAUGUAAAGCUGCUUUUAAACGAGGGAACGAGCCAUUAUAAUCACUGUAGCUGUCAAAGACCUGGUCACAUGAUCACACUUUGAAAAAGUGUCUUUGUCAUUUGUCUUUUUUUUUUCAAUUUUAAGUCACGUUCUGUGGAAGUGAAGCAAAAGAAUGUGAUGUGUGCGCAACAUUAGCUUCUGUGCCAGCACCCGUGUGUCAUGUGAGCGUCCUGUCGUAAUAAAGCAUCUGUUGUGUGGAAACAA